UUUUGAUAUCUUCAUUCUACUUGCUAUCUUUGCCAACUGUGUGGCCCUGGGUGUAUCUAAACCCUUCCCUGAGGAGGACUCCAAUUCCACCAACCACAACCUGGAACAAGUAGAGUAUGUCUUCCUGGUCAUCUUCACCAUUGAAACCUUCACUAAGAUCCUGGCCUAUGGCUUGGUCAUGCACCCUAGCGCCUACAUCCGCAGUGGCUGGAAUUUGCUUGAUUUUGUCAUCGUUGUCGUCGGGUUGUUCAGUGUGGUUGCUGAGGGGACGGCCGACCACAAGCCUGGAGAGGCCCACCACGCAGCAGGCAAACCAGGAGGACUGGAUGUUAAAGCGCUCCGAGCCUUCAGGGUGCUGCGACCCCUUAGGCUGGUGUCUGGCGUUCCCAGUCUCCAGAUCGUCUUGAACUCCAUCAUGAAGGCCAUGGUUCCCCUACUCCACAUUGGUCUGCUGGUCAUGUUUGUCAUCAUCAUCUAUGCCAUCAUCGGCCUGGAGCUCUUCCUCGGCAGGAUGCACAAGACCUGUUUCUACUUGGGCACAGAACUGAACGUGGAUGAUGACCCCACACCGUGUGCGUUUGCUGGAAAUGGGCGCGAUUGUGUGGGCAAUGGGACAGAGUGCAGAGGACCGUGGGAGGGGCCUAACGGCGGGAUCACCAACUUUGACAACAUCUUUUUUGCCAUGUUGACUGUGUUCCAGUGUAUCACCAUGGAGGGCUGGACCGAUGUGCUCUACUGGAUGAAUGAUGCAAUUGGCUUUGAAAUACCCUGGGUGUACUUUGUCUCUCUGGUCAUAUUUGGCUCGUUUUUCGUACUCAACCUUGUAUUGGGAGUGUUGAGCGGAGAGUUCUCCAAGGAAAGAGAGAAGGCCGUGGCUCGUGGAGAGCUGCAGGACGCCCAGAAUAAGAAGCAGAUGGAGGAGGAUAUGUGUGGUUACAUGGACUGGCUCAUCGAGGCCGAGGAUGUGGAUGAGGAAGGAAACAAACGUGCUGCUGUUGCCAAGAAGAAAAUGAUGAAGAAGUUUGGCUGGUAUAAACACAGCGAGGACGGAGGCGUGCAUGCUUAG
Messenger RNA from Oncorhynchus kisutch (coho salmon), 1066 nucleotides. RefSeq names its product voltage-dependent L-type calcium channel subunit alpha-1D-like. Gene Ontology annotation, biological process: calcium ion import across plasma membrane. Gene Ontology annotation, cellular component: voltage-gated calcium channel complex; membrane. Gene Ontology annotation, molecular function: high voltage-gated calcium channel activity. The record is from RefSeq and is a predicted model, not a curated record. Bases 179 to 1066 code for a protein of 295 amino acids. Lineage: Eukaryota; Metazoa; Chordata; Actinopteri; Salmoniformes; Salmonidae. The transcript is spliced from 9 exons.